Messenger RNA from Lactuca virosa, 426 nucleotides. Lineage: Eukaryota; Viridiplantae; Streptophyta; Magnoliopsida; Asterales; Asteraceae. The record is from the annotation of a GenBank genome assembly.
AUGAGACCUCUAGAACUCAUUCCUGAAUUUAGGCCAGGUCGUCGGCGUCGAGUCAAGAAACAAGAGCCAACGGAUGCUGCCUCGCCGGAGCUGGAGGUUCUUCGUCACCUGUGCUUAAGGUGGGUGGUGGAGUUGGAUGUUCCAGAUAGUCUUCUCGAUGAGCUGGGACUGACCGGUAAUGGCUCCGACGACCUGCUACCGGAGGAGUUAAACCGGAUUUGGAGUAAAUUGAUUUCUAAGAACUUCCUGGUGAAGAAGAUGAUUCAGAUUGUUGCCGACGGGGAACGAGGGCAGCUGCUCGGUGGUUCAGUGGGCGUCGCCGGCUGCCUAAUUGUGGCGGCGAUAUGUCGUUCGGCGGUCGUUGACUGCUCUCAAAAUGGUCAUGGACCAGGUGGGUCGCCGAUUCUUGGCGCUGGUGAUCGAUGA